Messenger RNA from Blumeria graminis f. sp. triticale, 1632 nucleotides. Lineage: Eukaryota; Fungi; Ascomycota; Leotiomycetes; Helotiales; Erysiphaceae. The record is from the annotation of a GenBank genome assembly.
AUGAUAGUUCAUCUCGAGGUGCCCGGGUCGAAGGAAAUACGGAAGUUCACCUUGGAUCCCAACCCAAUCUCUCAACAGAAGGCAUACCUUUGUAGGGGAACAAGUUGCUAUAAAGACAGAACCCUCAGCUGCGUGGUCAAAUUCUCGUGGAGAAUAUGCGAUGGGCUUUCAGAGAUUGAGCUUCUUGAGAUGGCGGACAAUAUACCUGGGAUGGCAAAGAUUCUUGGAUCAGCUAAUCUGGUAAAAAUCAGCCAGCCUCGUGAAGGUCUUCUGUUCACCAAGAGCAUGGUCAAAGACACUCGUCCGACGGAGAAGAUCAUGACUACGCCAUACGACUUAAGUGGAGAGAUGAUACGGAUUCCGAAGGAAAGCGUGAAUAACCAACUGAGCCGAAAGCGAAAGAGGGAGGCACUUCAAGCUGAAAAAGAGAUGGCUGGAUCAAUUAAAAAAGCGCGAUCAAUGCAAGAAAAUACAACCGUGACCCAACAAGUUACGGAGUUGAAUCCACCUGUUUCCUCAUUGCAGGCGCUCAAAAUUCCAAACUCUGGCAGGGCAAUGAUCGUGGAAGGCUCUGCUUAUUCAGUCAAUCAAUCUUCCGGUAAAAGGAAAACUGCCGAUGAUGCCGAAGUAAACGACAGAUUGAAGAGAGUUCAACUGUCAAGUAACGCCGGCUUAAUUGCGAUGAAUAAUUCUGCGGGACCAAGCUCACUCCCUGAAAAGGCUCCAAAUCCACCAAAGUCAAGUGCCAAUGCUAGAUCAUGUAGUACGAAAGCGGUAAAAAUGGUAAACACUGAAGUCAUUAUUCCACGUGACCGUCAAUUUACCGCUGCCGGGAUCUCGCCUUACAGGCGGCCGAUUGAUAAGUUUAGAUCGGCGCUAGAACUGAUCAUCGGGAUUAGCGAUGCCAUCAAGGCGCAUCGGUCAUUACUGAUGGACGCUAAGAUAUUACAUCGCGACAUCUCGGUGAAUAAUAUUCUAUUGACUGGCAUUGAGACGAGUGACAAGCUGGGUGGUGUCUUGAUAGAUCUGGACUUGGCAACAUUGUUGAAAGAUGGAAAAGUUCAAGAAAAGGAUCGAGUGGUGACAGGCACGAUGCAAUUUAUUGCACUGGACAUUUUGAGUAACAGCUUUGCGACGACGGGUGCAGUGGUCAACCACACUUACCGACAUGAUCUCGAGUCGUUCUUGUAUGUCUUAAUCUGGGUCUGCAUUAACUGUGGAUGGAAUAAAGGCACAAACCCGCAUGAAGUUUUCCUAUCAAAAUGGUACACAGGGACCGCCCAAGAAAUACACUUACAUAAGGAAUACUACAUGACUCUAGGUAGCUUCGAAAAAGUAUUGUUUAAAUUUUCGCCGAUGUUUGAUGAUGUCAAGGUUCUAGCUGAGGAAUUCAGGGACUUAAUAUUUAAUUCAAAUAUAAAGACGCGAACAGGAAAUCUUGAGGACCCCAACAAACUAUACGAACCAAUCAUUGCGGCGUUCGAUAGAGCUAUCGAGGCAUUGAAAAUAUCACAAUGGAAACAGCCUGAAAAUGCGACACCUACGGAACCUGAACCUCAUAUGCAAAACUCAGUAACAAAAGAGCUAAAUGAAAAUCAAUUGAGUAAGCGGCCUGAUGAUAAAGCUUUGUAG